Messenger RNA from Ipomoea triloba (trilobed morning glory), 3151 nucleotides. Its product is annotated as replication protein A 70 kDa DNA-binding subunit A. The record is from RefSeq and is a predicted model, not a curated record. Gene Ontology annotation, molecular function: damaged DNA binding; single-stranded telomeric DNA binding; zinc ion binding. The coding region runs from base 130 to 2844 and encodes 904 amino acids. Gene Ontology annotation, cellular component: nucleus; DNA replication factor A complex. Gene Ontology annotation, biological process: DNA replication; nucleotide-excision repair; meiotic cell cycle. Lineage: Eukaryota; Viridiplantae; Streptophyta; Magnoliopsida; Solanales; Convolvulaceae. The transcript is spliced from 2 exons.
CGCUCACCAUAACGCACUUUUUAGGGUUUUCGGAUUUCAUACACUUUUGUUCCCCCGCUAAAACCUACUUUCUUUGUUCUUUUUUACUCCGUAAUUUUCACUGGAAAGUUUCAGAUUUUGCGGGAAAAAAUGCCUCCGCCGGUUAAGCUUUCCGAAGGCGCGAUAUCGAUGUUGAUAAACGGCGAAGGGCAGGCCGCCGAUAUGAAGCCUGUGCUGCAGGUCGCCGAUAUUCGGCUUGUGAACACCCAGAACCAGAGCAGCACCAAUGAGCGGUACCGGAUUAUGCUGUCCGACGGGGAGUUCCUCCAACAAGGGAUGUUGGCCACGCAGCGCAACGAUCUUGUUCGGUCGCAGCAGAUCCAGAAAGGCUCCAUUAUUCAAUUGAAUCAGUUCGUCUGCAAUGUCAUCCAAAAUCGCAUGAUAAUCAUUAUCAUUGAGUUGGAUGUGAUUCUUGACGUGUGUGAUCCUAUUGGGGAUCCGAAACAACAUCCUCUGAAGACGAAUGGUAAUACCCCAGUAACCCCUCCGGUGGCAAGGUCACCUGCACCAGCUCAGUCUUAUGUGAGUGACUCAGGGUCUGUAACUGGCAAUCCUCAGUCCUUUACUUCAGGGAGAGGUGCUACUGGCUUUGAUAGUAAACCAAAUGUCCCUGGAGGAAUUCCUUCUCAACCUUUUGAGACAAAUCGCCAGGUUGGUCAUGGUAGUGCUGUCAGCAAUGUUAACUUACCUCGGUAUAAUUCUCCAAGUGCCCCCGUUUAUCCCAAAGUGGAAUCUGGUGCUGGGGCUUCCGGACUUUCGACAAACAGUUAUUUGCGCCCACCUCAGCCAUCAUAUCAGCAUCCAUCUCCAGUGUUUUCAAACAGAGGGCCCAUAGCUAGGAAUGAAGCACCUCCACGUAUUAUUCCUAUUGCUGCUCUGAAUCCUUAUCAGAACCGUUGGACUAUAAAGGCCAGGGUAACUGCAAAAGGAGAACUUAGACACUACAAUAAUGCCCGAGGUGAUGGUAAAGUAUUCUCUUUUGAUCUUCUUGAUUCAGAUGGUGGGGAAAUAAGGGUAACGUGCUUUAAUGCAGUGGCUGACCAAUUUUACAACCAGAUUGAACCAAAUAAAGUAUAUUUGAUUUCAAAAGGUAAUGUGAGAGUUCUUCAGGACAGAGCAAAAGCUUUCAAUAACCUGCGAAAUGAUCAUGAAAUUCACCUUGAACUCACCUCAACAGUACAGCCUUGCUUGGAAGAUGAUAAAUCAAUUCCUCAACAGCAAUUUCAGUUCAGGUCCGUAAGUGAAAUAGAAGAAAUGGACAACAAUACCAUUAUAGAUGUGAUUGGUAUAGUCUCAUCUAUUAGUCCCAGUAGUUCAAUCAUGAGGAAAAAUGGAACUGAAACUCUGAAAAGAUCCCUCCAAUUGAAAGACAUGUCUGGUAGAAGUGUUGAAUUGACUUUGUGGGGAAAUUUUUGCAAUGCAGAAGGGCAAACACUUCAAAACAUGUGUGAUUCUGGUGUCUUCCCUGUAUUGGCAGUGAAAGCCUGCAGAAUCAAUGACUUCAAUGGGAAAGCAAUAGGGACUAUAUCUCCAAGCCAAAUGUUCAUUGAACCUGAUUUUCCUGAGGCACACAAACUUAGGGAAUGGUUUGACAAGGAUGGGAAGAAUGCCCCUGUUAUAUCCAUCUCUAGAGAAACAUCUAUGGGCCGGACAGAUGUGAGAAAGACCAUCUCUCAGAUCAAAGAUGAAAAAUUAGGGACUUCUGAGAAGCCAGAUUGGAUCACUAUUAGUGCCACUCUAAGUUACAUUAAACCAGAAAACUUUUGCUACAAUGCAUGCCCCAUCAUGAUUGGGGAACGGCAGUGCAAUAAAAAGGUCACAAAUGAUGCAACUGGGAAGUGGCUAUGUGAAAGAUGUGAUAAGACUUUCGAUGAAUGUGAUUAUCGAUACAUUCUUCAAUUCCAGAUUCAGGAUCAUACUGGCUUGACUUGGGUAACUGCAUUCCAGGAAUGUGGUGAGGAGAUCAUGGGAAUGUCUGCGAAAGAUUUGCAUUACAUGAAAAAUGAAGAACAAGAUGAUGAGAGAUUUCAAGAAGUUAUGCGAAAUGUUCUUUUUAAGAAGUAUAUUUUCAAAUUGAAGGUCAAAGAGGAAAUGUUUAGUGAUGAGGUGCGUGUAAAGUCUACUGCAGUAAAAGUGGAGAAGGUUAAUCCCCAAUCAGAGACUAAAUAUAUUCUGGACAUGAUUGAUAAGCUCAAAGCAGAGGAAUUGAAUUCUGUGGCUCCAAAUGCUAACAAUGUAGCUCCAAGCUCAGGACUGAACAAUACUGCAUUUGGAAGUGGAAUUAGAGAAAGCGGGAGUAAUGUUAUGAAUUAUGGCAGCAGUGCUGGAACUAUUGGAAGCAGAGUGCAGACAAGUCAAGCCGGUCCAUAUGGGAAUCAAUAUGGUGGUUCUGGGCAAGCACCGCCUAGUUCCCAUAUGUACACAAGCUGUACCAGUUGUGGUGGCACGGGCCAUAGCUCUGUGAACUGUCCUAAUGUCACGAGGAAUCAAGGUCAGGCAUAUGGGGGCGGUGGCUUCAAUAGUAGAGUAGGUUCUGGGCCAAGUGCCAGUGGUGGUGGUGCUUCUGAUAAGUGCUAUAAAUGUGGGGAGACUGGGCACUGGUCAAGAGAUUGCCCCGGUGCUAGCAAUGUUCCCCCCGCUUAUGGAAGCAAUAGUGCUUCUGGUAAGUGCUAUAAAUGUGGGGAGGCCGGGCACUGGUCAAGAGAUUGCCCCGGUGCUAGCAAUGCUCCUCCCGCUUAUGGAAGCAAUACGAUGAACCCGGGAAGAUUCAGGAAUGUUCCAAGUCAACAUGUUGGUGGGUUCUGAGUUUAUAUGCCAUGGCAACUCUCUAGCUGCAUCCUAGGAUUGCAUUGCCCGCAGAACCUCUACUCUUAUUCCUGUACAUUAUGGUGUUUCCUUUGGAUUCAGCUUCUCUUCUGUUGGUGCUCUCUAUCAAUGUCUUUGGGGUUCAAAUGUUGCAUUAAUUAUUGUUGCUUUGUGUUUCCUAGGUGGGCUAUUAGGCCUUUAUCUGCUUAGAAACAGAGUUUUUGAUGCUCUCCCUGCCUUGUAAAUAUAUUUAUCUACUAUUUCCUCAACUGAAUCUAAAUUAGUAGACCCAAAUCAUUCUCGUUUA